AAAAAGAGAGAGAGAGGCCAAUAGGUCCUGAAAUAGAGCAUGCUGACCGGUGUGUAGACUGGGGAGAACAGAGGCAAUGUGAUACCAUGCCAGUGUGAGAAAUGCACUCGUGUGGAAAAAAAGGUGGAGAGAAAGCAGCAAAAGCGGAAAACUGUGUGAAAGGGGAGAGAGAAAGAGAGAGAGGGUAGGAGAGGCGUGUCCAGAUUGAGAGGGAAAAUGCUGGUGGUGGUUCGCAAUUCACACACACCCACACACACACUAGUCUCCGCAGUUUCUCUUUGUGCUGUUUCCUUUGAGGAUUCUAAGGAGCUCAGAUUCCAGUGAAGUUUCAAGAAGAUUUAAAGUUAUUUCAAAGUUAUUAGUUUUAUUGUAAGACGCGGUGGACAUGGGCUACAUAAAGGGGCUACUACUUCUACUCGGUGUGAUGUGCACACCGAGCACCUGCACACUUGAGUGCCUCAGAGGGUUCAACAUGGAAGAAGACAUCUGUGUUGAUGUGAAUGAGUGCCAAGAAGCUCCACCACCGUGUGGGCAUCACAUGCAGUGCGUCAACACAGACGGCAGUUAUACGUGCAGUUGCCAGCCGGGCUUCACGCUCAUUGACCAACAGAGUAGCUGGCAGUGCGUAGACUAUAACGAGUGUGAUACCAAGGACAUCUGUGGUCUCAAGGCCUAUUGUAGAAACCUGAUCGGGAGCUACGAAUGCGCCUGCUACGACGGCUACAUGAACACCAACACGAGUGUACAUUGCAUAGAUAUUGAUGAAUGCAAGGAAACUGAAAAAAGAAGAGAAGACAUCUGUGGAAGUAAGGGAGCGUGUAAAAAUACAGAUGGGAGUUAUUGGUGCAAGUGUGCAAAAGGAUACACCAAUUAUGGCAAUGAAAGAACUCCAUGCUCUGAACUUGAUUGUGGAACAUUUGAAGCUGAGAAUGUCACACAGCAUAAUGCAGGCCUGGCGGAUCUUUUGUCCAUGAUGAGAAACAGCUGUGUGGCUCUGUCUAACCCCAAUGCCAGUGGGGAACACACGGCUAAUGGAGAUGCGCUACUGGAGAAACUCUUAACGGCGUCAGAGAACAUCCUGUCAUCGGUGGACAUGGACGCCACUGAAGACGUGUAUGAGCUGCUCAGCACAGUGGAGAACGCCAUCAGACUCAUCGGCCCACAGCUCAAAGGCAACCUUACCAAGAUGGAUUCCACUGAGACAGAUGUGGCGAUUGCAGUACAGAGAGGAAGUUCUCCACCCACUGGACCAUUUUAUCUGAAGACUGAAAACGCAACGCUCAACACUGAUUGGAAAACAGCAGCAGGAACUGAAACUUAUCCAGGCUUUGCUAUGGCGGCCUUGUUAAGCUACAAGAACCUGGAGAGAUCUGUAAACCGCUCCUUUGACCAGCUCCAAGGUUUCGAAAAAGAUGGCACUGAACCGACUUUCAAAAUCUUCUCCCGAGUAGUGUCAGUUGUGGUGUCCAAUCCAUCCACUCAGAACCUGAGCCACCCGGUCGUCCUCACGCUCAGACAUCUCCAGGACCAAUCUGAGGCGAGUUACAUCUGUGUAUACUGGAAUGACCGAGGCGCCUGGUCCACAGAUGGUUGCCAUCGACAACGCUCCAAUGCUACUCACACUGUGUGUCAAUGUGAACAUCUCAGCAGCUUUGCCGUGCUGAUGGCUCUCUAUCCUGUGGAUCAAAACUUUGCACUCCUGUUGAUAACGAAGACAGGCUUGAUCGUGUCCCUGCUUUGUCUGAGCAUUUGCAUUCUGACGUUCAAGUUUUGCCGCUCUAUUCAUGGGACCCGUACAACCAUCCAUCUGCAUCUCUGUAUCUGCCUCUUCAUCGCUGACCUCAUCUUCCUGGCUGGCAUUUCCCAAACAAAACCCGAGGGCGGCUGCAGGUUUAUUGCUGCCAUGCUCCAUUUUUUCUUCUUGGGAGUGUUUGCAUGGAUGCUACUAGAGGGUGUGCAGCUGUAUCGGAUGGUGGUACUGGUCUUCAACGUCACCAUCAGGCCCCUCUACUUAUUCCUCUUCGGCUACGGGACACCCUUGGUUAUCGUCAUAGUGUCUGCCAUCAUCAGACCCAAGGGAUACGGCACUAAGGAUCUCUGCUGGCUGUCCCUUGAAGACGGCCUCAUCUGGAGCUUCUAUGGUCCCGUGUGCGUCAUCAUCUUCCUCAAUGUCUUCUUUUUCAUCGUCACUGUUUGGAAGCUGGCCCAGAAGUUUUCCAGCCUCAACCCCGACCUCAGCAAGCUGAACAAAAUAAAAACCUUCACGGUUACAGCCAUAGCCCAGAUGUGCAUUCUGGGACUCAUGUGGGUGUUUGGAGCCUUUCUUUUUAAGAAGGGCCACAUUGUGGCAGAAUACUUCUUCACCAUCUUGAACAGCUUCCAGGGAGCUCUGGUCUUCAUCAUGCACUGCCUUCUAUCCAAGCAGGUGAGAGAGGAGUACUACAACUUUCUAUCCUGCAUAUGCACGCAGAAUAAAAAGAGAUACUCUGACUUCAGUAGUACACAUCCUUCCAAUAGCCAAUCACAAGGUUCUCGGAGUGGGCAGAACACCAGAGAAUCCCAAAUAUGAGUAUUUCCCUGUAUUAGAUUGUAAAUAAUUGAUGGAUUUUAAUUGAGCCGAGUCAUCCUGAUGGUGCAUUCAGGUACCACGAUAGUGUUUGUCAUGUCAUAAAGUUAAAUUCAGAGUGGCCAAUGCAGCCAAUCCACCAGUAGACGUAGGAUUAUGAAAAAUUUCAUCUUGAACAUAUCUUUAACAUCAUAUAAGCUAUAUUACGUAGUGUGAUAGUGACUAUUUAUUAAGUACAAACAUUAGAUGUUUUCAUGGGAGACUUUUCCUAGUACAACAAUGGGAAAUAUCUUAAGGGUCCCUUAGAGAAGAUAGCCUCCCUGCACUGUAUCAAACCAUAUGAGUUGAUUACAUUGUGGACAAAACAUAAUUUAUAAAAUACCUUAAGUGUGGUGAUCCCACAACUCCAUAAGGUAGUAAACAAAAUACGUAUCUUAAAUCUCUUUUGGCUCAUUUUGGGGAUGGGCCGAACACCACUUUUUCAUAUCCAUUACCGAUGGCCACCAUGGACGAUACUGCACAGUCUCCCGAGUUAAAUUCCUCGUGUGGUAAACGAACUUGGCCAAAAAAGCCGAUUCUAAUUCCGCUGCUUUUUGUAUUUACUGAUACUGAUACCAAUCCAACACCUUCUUUUCUCCUUGCAUGUUAUCAAACAAGAUUUGAAUGCAUGUAUUUUGGUCAAAAUACAUGUUUUAAAACACCAUGUUCAAACUGGGCAACAAAUAUAUCUAAUUCUGUUGGAUUGUUUGAUAUUUGCUACAGUAGUACCUCAACUUAUGAAUGAAUCAGAAUUAAUUUAAGUUGCCCCCCAAAACAGCUCGAUUUUAACAUGUAACAUGCCGUUUAAAAAUUAAAACAAUCUUUUGAUUUCAGAUGGUAACACCUAAGUAUGGGAAACACAUACUGACAUUAAUUAGUUGCUUGUUAACAUGCAAAUUAGUAACAUAUUGGCUCUUAGUUAGUCAUUAAGUACUUAUUAAUGCCUUAUUCUGCAUGGCCUUAUUAUACAACCAGUAAGCCAUUAACUAAGAGUCUUUCCUCAAUAACUUCAGAAUGAUUGCUUAUUAGUAACCUUAACCCUUAUGUUCCCCUAGUGUCCAAAUAACCCUAAAUUAAGUCUUUGUUACUUUAACAAGCAACUAAAUAAUGGUGAAUAUGUUCCCCAUACUAAAGUGUUACCGAAAUAUUUUAUAUAAACUAUACAAGAGAAUGUACUACUAACAACUAGAGUAGUUUUGUCAAGUAAUGUAGUCAUACAACAUUUACCUAGGAGAGUGGACUUCUACGGUAUUUCCUUCCAGCUGCUUCUUAGUCAAACACACCAUCAGCAGAUAGCAUUUACACUCAUUCUGCUACUGUUAGGUGCAGACUGUCAGUGAUACGCUCGAACUGCGCUGUCAAGUGUUUUUUUUUUUUCUUUAAUUCAACGAAUAUCAUCCACUUCUUCUCAGCGCUGUCAUUCACAAUUACUUUCUUUGUUCCAAUUUUCAGAAAACUCAGGCUAUAAGCUAAUGCUAGCCAGUAAGAUCAGAUAUUUUGCGCGGACAUUUGCUACACCAGCUCAAGGCGGGGGUGCUUGUCACGCAAAUUUUUGCUUGCAACUUAAAGCACAACAACAAGCCGGUUGAAAACUCUUACUUUAAAACACUCUAAAGCUGGAGCACUCUUAAAUUGAGGUACCACUGCAUUCUAUAAAAAAUAUCUGUAGAUAGAUUUUAAUCAAUUCAAUUUCCCACAAUAUGAUUCAAAUCAUGCACAAAGUUUAUAGUAGCAUUUUUAAUGGUUGCCAGACACAGCAGUACCAUUCAAUAAAAGUGACUAAAGAAAAAAUAUUUGCAAAAGUCAAAUCUGAGGCGAAGGACAAAGGAAUUUGAAUUCCAGUGACCUGAAAUACCUUACAUUUAAAAGGGCCUACACUUGAACAGCAAUAACACAGCAAAAUAAAGCAAGGCAAGUUUAUUUAUAUAGCACCACUUGUACACAAAAAUUAAAAAGGCAAAAAUAAUCAAUAAAAUUAUCGUAAGUCGAAUGAAAAUCAGGAAAUCAUCAUAAAACAAUCAUAAUUGAAAAAAUACAAUUAUUUCAGUUCUCAUAUGCACAAUAAAUAGAAAAUUUUUCAACCUGGAUUUUUCAAACAUUGCCAAAGUUGAGGCCCGUCUCACAACUGCAGGGAGACUAUUGUAGAUUUUAGGAACAUAAAACUGAAAUGCAGCCUCACCAUGUUUGGUCCUGACUCUCGGCACCAGCGGGAGACCACUCCCUGAGGUUUCUCAGUGGCCCACAUGGUUCAUAUGGUUCUAACAUGUCAGAGAUGUACUUUGGCACUAGAUCAGGGAAAUACUUCUACACAAGGAGAGCUGUUUUAAAGUCUAUUCUCUGAGCAAAAGGAAGCCACUGCAGUGACCUAAGCACUGGACUAAGAUGUUUGUAUAUCCUGGUUCUAGGCAGGACUCGAGCAGCAGCAUUGGGAUAUACUGUAGCUUCCUUACAGCUCGUUUAGAGAGCCCAGUAAGAAGACAAUUAUUGUAGUCAAACCUGCUGGAGACAAAGGCAUGGAUUAGUCUUUCUAAGUCUGAUUUAGACAUAAUUCUUCUGAUUUUAGCAAUGUUUUUCAGUUGGUUAUAAGCUACUGAUGGUAUUGACUUAAAGGCCUACUGAAAUGAGAUUUUCUUAUUCAAACGGGGAUAGCAGGUCCAUUCUAUGUGUCAUACUUGAUCAUUUCGCGAUAUUGCCAUUAUUUUGCUGAAAGGUUUUGGUAGAGAACAUCGACAAUAAAGUUCGCAACUUUUGGUCGCUAAUAAAAAAGCCUUGCCUGUAAAGGAAGUAGCAGACGAUGCGCGCGUGACGUCACGGGUUGUGGAGCUCCUCACAUCUGAACAUUGUUUACAAUCAUGGCCACCAGCAGCAAGAGCGAUUCGGACCGAGAAAGCGACGAUUUCCCCAUUAAUUUGAGCAAGGAUGAAAGAUUUGUGGAUGAGGAAAGUGAGAGUGAAGGACUAGAAAAACACACAAAAAAAGACUAUACAGUGGGAGCGAUUCAGAUGUCAUUAAACAAAUUUACUAGGAUAAUUCGGGAAAAUCCCUUAUCUUCUUAUUGUGUUACUAUGUUUUAGUGAGAUCAUAUGGUCGUACCUGUACAACCUGAAGGCCGGCCCCGCACCUUUCUUCAGCACCAGUCAACGGGUGGUGGCGAUGCCCAUCUCUGCCCUUCGCAAGGGACUCUCUUCGAAACACGAUCUUUCGAAAUGGUUGCUGCAUAAUACACUGUACUUUGUGUGUGUGGUCCAAUCUAACCGUGUUCCCUUGACCGCUCAGUUCCAUAGUAAAGCUUCACCGUCAUCUUUCGGGAAUGUAAACAAUGAAACACCGGCUGUGUUUGUGUUGCUAAAGGCGGCCGCAAUACACCGCUUCCCACCUACAGCUUUCUUCUUUGACGUCUCCAUUAUUCAUUGAACAAAUUGCAAAAGAUUCAGCAACACAAAUGUCCAUAAUGCUGUGGAAUUAUGCGAUGAAAAGAGACAACUUAUACCUGUGAACUGUGCUGGAACAAAAUGUCCUCUACAAUGCGUGACGUUGCGCACACGCGUCAUCAUACCGCAACGCUUUAGCAUGAUACUUCCGCGCGAAAUUUAAAAUUGUAAUUUAGUAAACUGAACCGGCCGUAUUGGCAUGUGUUGCAAUGUUAAUAUUUCAUCAUUGAUAUAUAAACUAUCAGACUGCGUGAUCGGUGGUAGUGGGUUUCAGUAGGCCUUUAAUGUGGCUGUUAAGAAGGUGCUGCAGUGUUGACCAUAACUUCAAUCAUUGAUUAUAAACUUACAAUUAGUAGCGUAUCCACUUCAAAAUAUACAUUAGGACAAGGUACCUGCCCAGUAUCGGACCAUCCCUAUAGUUUUUUUGCUAGGAGUGCACUUUCUAUAUGUGUGCAUCUUCGUUUCUGAAACAAAUGAGGCCCAAAAAGGUAUUUUGGAAGUUUGAAAACUGUCUAUCUGUGCACAUUCCUGUGAUCAAAAUGUAUUUGUGGAUUAAAACCCCAAGUUAAUGUUCGUUUUUUGUAAAAGCUGCUCUCCGCUUUGCGUGAAAGUUACUGCAAGGUUUCAAUCCUGUUUUAAUCGUAUUGUCGCACUUUUCCUUUUUUUUUUUUUUUUUUCCCAGAAACAAGCUUCAUUGUUUGCUUUUUUGUGACUUGAAUACGCUCUUCUUCCUAUAGAACUUGAUGUGAAGUAAUUUAUAGAGCUGAAUCCUACAGUAGGAUGUCAGAGUGUCCCACUAGAAGACGACAAGGACAAUCUUUUGGUGUAAAAGUCCUGUAUGUUUGUUUACAUUUCAAUCUUGUCAUGCUGUCUUUGACAAAAUAACUGUUCUUUAGUACGAAGUUUAGCUGCAUUUAUUUUCUAUAAUUCUUUUGUGUUUUUUUUUUUUUGGGGGAAUCUGGUGAAUGUAAUAUUUUGACUAUUGACUAGUGAAGGUAUAUAAACAUAUUUUUCUACUUUGUUGUUUUUCUACUGUUUUCUUGAAAGAUUAUGCACCAGAUGUUUUAUUAAAGUUUCUAUCAUUA
This is a messenger RNA of Nerophis ophidion (straightnose pipefish), 7121 nucleotides long. RefSeq names its product adhesion G protein-coupled receptor E5-like. The record is from RefSeq and is a predicted model, not a curated record. The transcript has 17 exons. Gene Ontology annotation, biological process: adenylate cyclase-activating G protein-coupled receptor signaling pathway; cell surface receptor signaling pathway. Gene Ontology annotation, cellular component: membrane. Bases 386 to 2569 code for a protein of 727 amino acids. NCBI's taxonomy places the organism in Eukaryota, Metazoa, Chordata, Actinopteri, Syngnathiformes, Syngnathidae. Gene Ontology annotation, molecular function: calcium ion binding; G protein-coupled receptor activity.